AUGCGGGAACAGCGAUUGGCUGACGCGCGGCGGGGGCGGGACUUCCGGCGGCUCCGGGCCCGUCGGCACCGUCGACGCCGCGGGCGCGGAGCUCCGGGAGGGGCGUUCCCAUGUCCCCGCGCCGUGAGGGCGACUCCGGUGGAACCUGAGCCGGGGCGCGAGGGCCGCGUGGACCUCGAGGACGUAGCCGUGUACUUCUCCCAGGAGGAGUGGGAGCUCCUGGAUGAGGCUCAGAGACUCCUGUACGGCCACGUGAUGCUGGAGAACAUCACACUCCUGUCCUCCGUACGUCGCUGGCAGCGAGCCCAAGAUCAGGUGGCACUUUCAGACGAAGGCGGCGUGUUGCAGACCCAGUCUCCGAGGCCAGGUCUGUGCACGCAGGCCUGCGACAUGUGUGGGCCGCUGCUGAAAGACAUCCUGCACCUGGCCGAGCAGGAUGGAACCCGCCUUGAGCGGGAGGUGUGCGCACGGGCGACGAGCCCUUCCCGGGGCCAGAAGGAGCGGAGUAGGAAAGAGCCACCCGGGAGGGAUGACCAGCGGCCCUCGUUUGUGACCUCGUGUGGUGUUCGCAUGGGAGAGGCGGCCUUGACGUGCAGGGAGCCGGGGGAAGACUUCCCAGCCCAGUCCGGGCCUCCCCAGCACCCGAACCCUGACGGGAAAGGGCGGCCCCGUGGGGACACGGGCCAGGGGCCCAGCUGCGGGGGGACAGAGUGACUGCGGGCGCCGUGUGAGUGGGAAGGCUGCCGGCCAGGAG
Molecule: messenger RNA, 754 nt
Organism: Talpa occidentalis (Iberian mole)
Lineage: Eukaryota; Metazoa; Chordata; Mammalia; Eulipotyphla; Talpidae
Product: zinc finger protein 548-like
Exons: 4
Coding region: 1-714 (237 amino acids)
Biological process (GO): regulation of DNA-templated transcription
Source: RefSeq, a predicted model, not a curated record